Messenger RNA from Spirodela intermedia, 363 nucleotides. NCBI's taxonomy places the organism in Eukaryota, Viridiplantae, Streptophyta, Magnoliopsida, Alismatales, Araceae. The record is from the annotation of a GenBank genome assembly.
AUGGAAGCCACGGUCGCCUUGGGGUCGGGGAGCAGGCCGCAGAGCAGGAUCAUGAGCUCGUACCACCACCACUCCAAGCAGACUGACACGCAGCUUGGCGUGGCAAGGCGAACCAGGGGGCUCCACCCGCCGAGGCACUUGCGUGUUGGGGCCUCCCAUGUCGUCUCGUGAACUCCGGUGGCCCAGAUGUAGGAGACCAGGAAGAGGAGCAGGGCGAAGUUGGCGGUGGCGGAGGCGGCAGCGACGCCGGAGACACCGAGGCGGAGGUGUUUCACGAAGAAGAGGCUGACGGGGACAUGGACGGCGACGGCGAACAAGGCGGCGAGCGUCAACGGGCGGGUGAGGCCCUGGGAGCGGAGAUAG